This is a messenger RNA of Empidonax traillii (willow flycatcher), 1089 nucleotides long. It is a transcript of the gene BEST2, whose product is annotated as bestrophin 2. Gene Ontology annotation, molecular function: chloride channel activity. Lineage: Eukaryota; Metazoa; Chordata; Aves; Passeriformes; Tyrannidae. The transcript is spliced from 7 exons. The record is from RefSeq and is a predicted model, not a curated record.
AUGACGGUGACAUACACGUCCCGCGUGGCCACCGCGCGUUUCGGGGGGUUCUCGCAGCUGCUGCUGCUCUGGCGAGGGAGCAUCUACAAACUCCUGUACCGGGAGCUGCUCCUCUUCCUCGGAGCCUACCUGGGACUCAGCCUUGCCUACAGGUUCCUGCUCUCGGAGUCCCAGCGGAGGCUCUUCGAGAAGCUCGUCCUCUACUGCGACAAAUCGGCCGAUCUGAUCCCUGUGUCCUUUGUGCUCGGGUUCUACGUGGCGCUGGUGCUGGAGCGUUGGUGGGGGCAGUUCCGGGCGGUGCCGGCCCCCGAUGGGCUCAUGGUGGCCGUGGCCGGGUCCGUCCACGGGGCCGACGCGCGGGGCCGGAUCCUGCGCCGGACGCUGCUGCGCUACGGGGGCCUGGCGGCCCUGCUGGUGCUCAGGGCCGUCAGCACCCCCGUCUACAAGAGAUUCCCCACCACCGACCACCUGGUGCAGGCCGGGUUCCUGACGCGGGAGGAGCGGCGGCGGCUCGAGGGGCUGCGCUCUCCCUACAACAAGUUCUGGGUUCCCUGCGCCUGGUUCGCGGCGCUGGCAGGGCAGGCACGGCGCGAGGGGCGGGUGCGGGACGACUGCGCCCUAAAACUGCUCAUGGAGGAGACCCUGAGGGGCAAUGGAGGGGACCCGCCAGGGUCCCCCAGGUGACAUGUGUCCCCCCAGGUGGUGACCAUUGCCGUGUACACCUUCUUCCUCACCUGCCUGAUCGGGCGGCAGUUCCUGGACCCCGCUCAGGGCUAUGCGGGGCACGAGCUGGACCUGGGAGUGCCUGUGUUCACCCUCCUUCAGUUCUUCUUCUACGUGGGGUGGCUCAAGGUGGCCGAGCAGCUCAUCAACCCCUUUGGGGAGGACGAUGACGACUUUGAGACCAACACCCUCAUUGACCGUAACUUCCAGGUGUCGAUGCUGGCGGUGGACGAGCUGUACGGGGAGGUGCCGGCGCUGGAGAGGGACCGGUACUGGGACAGCACCUGCCCCCGCGCUCCCUACACGGCUGCGGCUGCGCCCCCCCGGCAGCCCACCUUCCGGGGAUCCGCCUUCGACGUCACGUGA